Molecule: messenger RNA, 9702 nt
Organism: Thyridium curvatum
Lineage: Eukaryota; Fungi; Ascomycota; Sordariomycetes; Thyridiales; Thyridiaceae
Exons: 3
Coding region: 1-9702 (3233 amino acids)
Biological process (GO): fermentation
Cellular component (GO): membrane
Source: RefSeq, a predicted model, not a curated record
AUGGCGAGCGAUGAGACUUCACCCGAACUUCAAAGGGGAUCGAUCUUUCGAAUGUAUGAAAUCCCCUUUCAUCCACGAGCUCUCGACCUCUUCCUCGUCUACAUCGUGAUCUCUUGUGCCUUGGCCAUCUUCUUUCUUCUCUAUUUCAACAGAGUCUUUUCGUCGGUCGUAUCCUGGGCCAUCCGAGGCUGGACGAAGCGCCGCUAUGGCAUCUACAUCGAGAUACAGGCGUUGCAGAUCUCUUUACUGGGAGGUCGCAUAUUCUUCACGGGCUUCCGCUAUCAUGGGAAUAACGAGACCAUACUCAUACAGAACGGACACAUCACAUGGUCAUAUUGGUUGCGGAGGGUGAGGCACGUGGAAUUGGCAGGCAAGAAUGCCGCAGACAAGGAGAGACCUGGAGAGAGCGUAGGAGGCAACGGAAAGGAAGCACGUUUGCCAUGCCGCAUCAAUGUCUCUGUCUCUGGCCUCGAAUGGUUCGUCUACAACCGAAGCGCCGCGUAUGAUACGGUCCUGGCGGGAAUGAUUAGGGAGGACCCCCCUUUGGACGCCCUUCCCGACCCGGAAAUUGAUAUGCACGCAAAGCUUCGGAAAAGGCGUUCCAAUGACGCUGAGAAACCCAACGGCGCCAUCUUUGGCGACGGCACAAACCCGACGCCUCACGGGGAGAAGCAUCGGCGCCCGUCUCUCUCCUCGGAAGGGGAGCACACCCUGAGCUCACAAGAUGGCCGACAUCAUACUAAUUCUGGACCUGAGGCUGAGACUAAUGAUAUUCCCUUGAUGCUGCGGCUUUUCCCCAUCCAUGUCGACUGUCAGAAAGCAGCGCUUGUGAUGGGUAAUGAGAAUACGAAAGGCGUCUUGAUUAUCAAAACAAAAGGUCUUCGAGGCGAGAUCAGUGCUUCUGCGACCGACACUCCUGAUCCUUACCGUCAGCUCUUCGAUCUCCAGUUCGAAGACCCCGUCGUUGAGAUGAGAGACAAUGAGGAUUUCAGGGAGGAGCAAGCUGAUCGUGCCGCUCGAGAGCAACGAAUAGCUCGCGAGACCGAGCCUCCUCCUCGCAAAUCGUAUUUUCGCAGACAGAGGCGGAAGAUCUACGGCCAGCUUCGGAACUUGGUUCCAUAUUGGAGGCGUUCCGUCGAGUCUUUGUCCUCAAGCACAAGUAGUGCGCCUAGAACCGCAGCCACCCAGGUCCCGGGUUCCAAUCAUUGGCAAGGGCUCUCCCGAUAUCUCGACGACUACGACCAGGACGAAAGAACUCGGUGGUCUUCUGUUGAGUAUGCAGCCCUCAAGACUAUCGUGGAAAGCCCCAGGGCUAUACUCUCCAUCUACUGGGAUGCAGCUGGCAAAAUUCCUGCACAGAACAGUGCCUCCGGCUCCUCCAAGCAUGCAAAGCCCUGCAACAUAAACGGCGCCCAGCCUCCCGCUUGGGGCAUUCGUUUAUCUGUACAGGGAGGUACGGUAAAUUAUGGCCCAUGGGCAGAUCGGCACCGGGCAGAUCUGCAGCGAGUCUUUUUUCCCGGGCUAUGUAAAGAUGCCUCACCGGCACAGGAACUUCUCCCUGGGUCAUACCGUGUACCUACCAAGUUUGAGCUGUACGUUGAGCUCAGUGAGGAGGUCACACUGCGAGUCCCUACGCGAGAGGUUUCAAAGAACUGGCGAUGGAAGGGUCAAGAAGCGGAGAACAAGAACCGCCGUGUUCGCGACAAGAGAAAAUCACGAAAUCUGUUCAAGAAGUCUGAUCCCGCGCCCAAUGCUGCUCAUCAACGACCUUACGGGUGGCUGGACAUCAAGGUGGCGGCCAAUGCGACUAUCUCAUACUCGAUGGAUAUGGUUGCUGGAGCGGAAGGCUAUUCGAACAGUCUGAACCUCGAUCUUCCAAGUACGGAGAUUUCGACCAGUGUCAAUCAGCAGCCGCUAUGGCGCUCUGGGGCCCAGAAUAUCUCCUGUGACCUCUCGACACCACUGAAAUGGAACGGUCUACGCGAGUGGCAUUUCGGAAUCGAUAGUAAAGAUCUCGAGCUGUUCAUUUUACGGGAUCACGUAUUCCUCUUGAUCGACCUGGUCGACGACUGGUCAAGCGGGCCGCCAACAGAAUACCUCGUUUUUACGCCCUUCAAAUAUCAUCUGGACCUCAAAUUGCAGAAUAUCAGACUUUUCCUCAAUGUCAACGACGCCAACAUCAUCAACGAUCCAACGAGCUCGGACGACAAUAUUUUCGUUGUUAUCUCGAGCCCUGUACUGGAGUCCCGGACCUGCAUCCCCAUCGAUCAGUUCCGGCCCCCGAAAAACAUGAUUCCUUUCGAUGUCCGCGCGGAGAAGGCCGAGAUAGAUCUUCAAGUGCCUCCUUGGAACACUCAACAUGCUUUCCUCACGUCGAAACACAUAGGCCAUCUAGAGAACCUUGUUGUGAGCGGCCAGUACCACUACAAUGCGACCACAUCGCCCGCAAAUACUGAUACACUGGUUUUGGACGUGACUGGGCAAUCGCCGGAAGCGAACCUCCAUGGCUUCGUCGUUCGAUACUUUUUGAAAAUCAAAGACAAUUACUUCGGCGAUGACGUCCAUUUCAGGACUCUAGAUGAGUACCAGGAAUUCUUGCGGCUCAAGCAAACCGAUCCCGAAGCAGAGGUGGCGAGUCGACCGCCUCACAAAAAGUCCAACGAUUUGGAUGUUAUUCUCAGCAUUAGAGCAGAUGAUCCCAAGAUACUGCUCCCGACGAAUUUGUACUCGGCCAAGGAUCAUGUCCAAGGGGAUGCUGCGUCGCUUUCCGUCGAUCUACGAUUUACGAACUACUACAUGGAUCUUGAGUUGAUGGUGAGCCCCUUGAGCUUGUCCUUCGGAAAUACUGAGAGGGGGAUGGAAACCCCAUUCAGUGCGACCUCAAGCACGCAGCUGUUCAUUGACGGACUGCGCGUUUACGGGCACCGUGUUUUCGGGCUCCCACCCACUGAGCCGACCUACUUGUGCAACUGGGACCUUGCUGUCGGCGCGGUGACUGGAGAGUGCACCGCCGAUUUUCUGAGUGCCUUGGCGAGAGCAGGCCGAGCUUUUGCUUUCACCUUUGAUGACGACGAGAAUGCACUCAUCUCGUACUCGUCCAUCGUGUUCUAUGACGUGACGUUCCUGCGUGUCUCGGUGGAUACGAUACAACUCUGGAUCCAUCUUGGAGAGGCUGCGUUUUUGUGCUCAACAGCCGCCAUCGAUAUCAACUACAACGAUUGGGCAAGGACUCAUUACUCUAAGCGAGCUAACGUCUCUAUCCCAGACCUACAACUUUCAUGUGUCAACUCAGAAUCGGCGAUUAGACACAAAGCUCGAGCACAACAUCCUGUCCAGACGGAUGCCUUCUUCAAGACCAGCAUCCAAAUGGCCAUGAUUGGUAGAAAACUGGAAUUUUCCCAAGAACGCAAAUUACAGCAGGAGUUGGUUAGACGGCAUGACCAGCGAACUCACAGGACGCCGUUCCUCAUUCUCCCUGAGCUACUCGACCCUCCGACCCCAAUUGCUAUUGACCCACCUGCCCAAGCAGCACCUCCUAUCCCUCAACCCAUCAAUUCAACACAUUUGGGAGAUGAAAGUGUAUCAGUGGCCUCCCAAAACGUCUCGGCAAAACGACCGAGGGCACUCCGCCACAAGACCUCGUUCAUCUCAAUUGCUAGCACGUCAAAAAGCAGCCUUAGACAGACCUAUGGCUCGUUUCAACAUCGGAGUACGGAGAACACCGAGGACCAGCACACUAUCCAUGGACGGAGAGGUGACGAAGAGAGAAGCUUUGAAUUGGGAACUGGGGUCUCAGGACGCGCACAGCUUUUCGCGAUGGACAACGCAACUACCAGGACAAUGGAGCGUCGUGAUCCAGUCCACAAUACCGUUGCUUUCUCGAGUCCCUAUUUCGCGCCCUAUUUUCCUCUGGAGAAUGUUGUACCGGAUACUACUGAAGCCACAAUGCAAAGCAUCGAAAGGGACAGUGGUGAAUCCGUGGAGAAGACGACCCCAGGGUUCAACCUCGAAGACAUUGAUCCAGACCGUCUGGAUGAGCACGCCACUUAUUCGAGUCUCAUUAUCGAAAUGAACCCCGGAAUUACAGGGUUCCUGAACCCGACCUCAGUGACGCAUAUCGCAAAUCUAAUCUCGGCGUUGAAACCGUACGAGCCUGACGAUGUACUCGAUGCCAUUCAGCUCGACGCGAUGACUGACAUCUUUGCUCUGCAAAAGGAGCAAAAGGCGAAGGGCACCGUGAAUGAUCUUACCCUGAGACUGCCUCAGGUGAACGUCCGCUUUUUGAACUCUUCGGACACAGAGUCCCCUGAUCCAUGCGAAGAAGAGCAAGACCAGUACGAUUUGGCAUUGUCUGGGAUCGCUUUGGCAACACGCACUGAGAAACAAUGGGCCGACGAACAUAGGCAUGCGUCCAGAAAGUCACGGCAAUCUUUUCACUUGAGGGUCGGUUCUGUCAUUGUGAAGGCAUCGGAACGCUUGUUGAACAUGGAUAGCCCUCAAGCAGCCUUUACAUGUCGACUUGGGGACAUCAUGGUUUCAAUGGGAUCGCGAGAUCUCACUUAUCUCGACGCCGAGAUUGGGUACGUUCAAGGACAUAUGGCGUCUGAGAAGAUCGAAUAUCUUGCGUCACUGAUCCAUCGGACAAAUGUGCUCGCUUCCAACCUGGAGAAAACCUUGUCCGGCACUCUGUCUGAAGGGGGGCGCGUAAACAAGUUCCUCACUUACACACUUGUCAAACAAGGGCAGGAGAUUGCGGAUCCUAGCUUUCUUGUACGGCCAUCGGCGGUGCUCAGAUCUGCAACCAAGCAUCUGCGGACGUACGACUCUUGGAAAUUAGCAAUGCGCAUUCGUCAACUCUGGGCGGUGGCGAGUGAGUCUAGGAAAGAGCAACUCGUCAUGCACUGCCGAGCGCGUGUGCAGAACUCACCGGAGGAUGCUCGACAACAGGUGACGGCUGCCUUCCAGCGCUGGAGAAACUGGGAUUUGGAAGAUCUUUCCAAAUCUCUGCUUCUGAACAAUGUUUUCGGUAAACUGAAAGGCAUGGCAAAUGUGGAAACCGAUAUGCCUCCUUUCAUGGCGGUGCUCCGUGUCAAGGAAUCUCAACUGGCCCUGGACCCUGGGCCAAAACAGAACGAGAUCACCAUCCUCGAUCUGACCGCUAGAUUUCAGAGUAACGCGAGCAAUGCCUCGGUCAACACCAGCCCCAGCAUUCCCACGGCCGUGCUGAAUGUGUAUUGCAGCGAUGCAACCGUCGGUUUGAACUGGGAACUCUGCGAACUUGUCGACGAUGUUUUGAAGCUUUACAAGAGGAUGCAGCCGGCGUCAAGCACCGCAACGACUGAAAUGCAGCCUGGCAAGGCUACUAAGCCAAAAGAGACCGCGCCUAAAGCACUUCAUAUCGUUCUAGCUCUCGGCCAGGGCUCAGUGAUACUUGACACCAUCAACUUGAAUGCAAGAUCCAUGAGCAGUGACCUCAAGAUCUCCUUGCUCUUGCAGAACGGCGCCAACAGCGAUCAGGUCUCCAACUUGAUCAUCAGUUGUGAUGCCGUUUCUUCUAGGAUUAAGAGCCAUUCACAAGUGCUGUCCAUGUUCCAGUUACGCGGCCCGAGUGUGUUCGUUUCCCACGAGUUGCAGACCUCGGAACGGAUACCCACACAUACUGUCAAAGCCACAGCAAGUAGCCGGGAACUCACGCUCGCUAUUAAGCAAGACCCUUUGAUCUUGAUGGAGGUCGCCGACUUGCUCAUCAAAGACGAGGUGGCACAGCUUUACGCACUCAAGCAUGCGCUGCCCUCAUCACCAGCGGUGGCAAAGCCAGUCAACAACGGCAUUAAGGCGUCGCAGGCCAUAUACAGAAUCAACGCUGCUCUUUUCCUAGACGAAUACACCAUCAGCAUACCACUCCUCCGCUCGCUCGAGUACACAAUUUCGGGUGUGGUGGCAAGAGCUUCCAUGGCUGCGAAUGUUGGCAAGGAGAUCAUCUUCGACUUUGAUGUCAAGGAGAACUCGCACGAAAUGGAAAUCAGUACAAAUAACUCGCGCCGAAGUAUCUCUCUUCUGCAGAUCCCACCGACCAACGGCAGAGUCACCAGUCGCAUGGGCCAGGCUGAACAUUCGAUCAACAUCUUCGCGUCGCUCGAGCUCGUACAGCUUGAUGCGUCCGCGGUCUACAGUCUACUUUCAGCUCUGAACCGUCCAGAGAUAUCCAACGCGAUCAACGAUGCUCAACACCAAAUGAGAGUCAUGGAGGAGCAUAUCUCAGAGAUAUUCGGCAGUGAUCGCCAAGUUCAGCCACAAGCAGCCCAGGCACCUACUAACCCUCUGGUCUACGGCAUACACCUGACCUUUGCAGGUCUCCGAAUCUUCGGCAACAGCCCUCUGAAGAGUGCGCGAGAGCCCCUGGCAUAUCUCUCCUUCCGCUUAGAUAGCGUGCACCUGGCUGUGUCGAACCGUGUCGAGAACCGUGGUCCAACCCUGGAGAAUCCCGAGAUCCAUGUGAACCUCGGUCAGAUCGCGCUCGAGAUCCAAAAGGGGACCAGUGAAGUGAUGAACACCUGCGGUUCACUAGCGUUUGGCGCUUUGAUCACAGCUACGUCGAGGUUGACAGACGAUGGCAAAGAGGGGCGACUUUUCAACGUGCGCAGUGACGAGUUCAAUGUUGCUCUUUCGCCCCAGACCAUUGCGACUGUGGUCGAUAUCUCGGGCUACAUGAGCGACAAAAUCAAGGACCUGGACACGUCGAGAGAGCUUGAAUACCUGCGAAAGCUAAGACAGUCCAAGCCACGCAUAGCGAUUAAUGAUCAAGAGGAGGUGGAGGAACCAGAUGUUAUUGACUCUUUCCUUUCGUCCAUAACAUAUUCGUUCGAGAUUCGAAGUAUCCGAACAAUCUGGUCCUGUGGCCUUGGUCCAGAUUCUGCCGUGGCUGGGCAGGAAGACCUGGUAGUAUCUCUACACAGGAUCGAGCUCGCCACUCGCACGCGCAAUUCUGCUCGGCUCACUAUCGAGAAUCUGCAGGUUGAGAUGGCACCACCUUCACAAGAUCGGAAGAUCAGGUCUGCAAACUCGGCUCUGCUUCCUGAGGUAAUCUUCAACAUCGGCUAUGUCGCCACUACGGAGACCCGGCGUCUAGCCUUCCAGGCCGUCGGCAAGUCCCUUGAUCUCCGCUUGACAUCUGGUUUCAUCAUUCCAGCUGCCAACCUCCGGGACUCGAUCAAACUGUCGAUCAAGAAUGCGCGAACAGCGUCGCAGCACUGGAAUCCAAGUGAUUUGUCCAAGCCACAAAAUCCAUCUGCAACGCCAGGGACAGCUAAACCAGAUGAAACGAGACAAAAAUCAAUCUGGGGAAGCCGCAGGACAGAAUCUCUGCUCAUUGACGCCGAUUUCGCUGGUGCUGUCGUACAUUUGACCGGAAGGCGAGCGACGGAAGAACACAGCAGUCGGGCAUCCGCCCCAGGCCAUGGCGGCAAAUACGGCCAAUUCAGUACAGAUGAGUCUGGGAACAGCACCGUGUUGAAGUCGCCUGGCUUGGCCUUCAAGAUGGAGUAUCGUGACUACGGCAAAGAAGACCCUUCUGUCUACGCCGAAGUCAUGCUGGAUGCUUCGACCAACAUUCUUUAUCCUUCAGUCGUUCCGCUGGUCAUGGACAUCACUUCCAGUAUCAAAGAAGUGGUCAGAGACGACGAGUCAGAUGAGCCAUUGGUGCAACCAAGUCCGAUUGAGAAGUCUUCGCAAGGAGAUAACAUUCUCACAACCGAUCCUAGUGCAGUGCUGGGACGCACAAAGCUGAAUCUAGGCUUGCGAAUCUGCAGACAGGAAUUCUCACUCAGCUGCCAGCCCAUCGCGCGGGUGGCAGCUACGGCCAGUUUUGACGAUGUCUAUUUCACAAUGAAUACUGUGCGCUCCGCUGACCAGGGCAACUUCUUCGCUAUUUCAGGGACCUUCAGCAGACUUCAGGCCUCGGUGCAACAUGUGUACUCGCGAGAAUCGACAGCGAACUUUGACGUGGACUCAAUCGUACUCUCCCUGAUGAACAGCAAACAUGUUAGCGGGACGAGUGGCGUGUCGGCUAUCGUCAAGGUCAGUCCUAUGAGGAUCUCAGUCAAUGCUAAGCAGGUCCAAGAUUUCCUCCUAUUCAGGGAGAUUUGGAUUCCGCGAGACGUUCGCCACAGCUCCACGGCGCCUGUUGCGAAGCUGGUGAGCGAGACUUCGCAAGGCCACCUCGUCCAGCGUUAUCAGCAGGUCGCCGCGACUGCAGCGUUUCCCUGGACAGCCACCAUCUCUAUUUCAGCGCUGGAAAUCAAUGUCGAUCUUGGACAAGCUAUUGGCAAGUCAGUCUUUGCCAUUACGGACUUUUGGGUAUCUUCCAAGAAGACAUCGGACUGGGAACAAAAUCUAUGCCUUGGCUUCGAGAGGAUUGGUAUUGACAGCACUGGUCGAAUGAGUGGAUUCGUUGCCCUUGAAGACUUCAAGCUCAGAACCGUUAUCCAGUGGCCUAAACGUGAGGAGGCGCUGAACGAAACCCCGCUCAUUCAGGCCUCGCUUGCCUUUAGCCAGCUCAGAGUCAAGAUUGCGUUUGACUAUCAAGCUUUCCUGGUGGCAGACAUCACUUCUAUGGAAUUCCUCAUGUACAACGUUCGCCGGGGCCGAGAAGGGCAAGGCGACCGACUUGUUGCGAGCUUUGAAGGUGACGCAGUUCAAGUCUUUGGCACGACCACGUCCGCGGCGCAAACUGUCGCAUUGUACCAGGCCUUCCAGAAGCUGGUACAAGAACGGAAAGCCAACUUUGCGUCGUCACUGAAAGAGAUUGAGAAGUUCAUGAGAAGAAGAACCUCGACUGCCGCCGAGACCAAGCGUGUCUUGAGCAUGGGCCAGGCAUCUGAUGACGAGGCCCUAGCCAAGUCGCCCAUUUCACUCGACACUGACGUGGUUGUGACGCUGAAGGCUCUGAACCUGGGCGUGUUUCCCAACACAUUCUUUGACCACCAGGUUUUCAAGAUGGAGGCGCUGAAUGCGCAAGCGAGGUUCUCGGCAAGCAUCGACCAGCGUCGUAUCCAUAGCACACUCGGGUUGACGCUGGGCCAGCUAAGGAUCGGCCUCGCGGGCGUGAGGCAUAUCGAGGCCCCGAAGAGUCUCAGCGAGUUGACCGUGGAGGAUGUGGUGCGUAGCGCGACGGGAUCACGAGGAGGGACGAUUCUCAAGGUGCCCAAGGUCGAGGCAGUCAUGCAGACCUGGCAGACACCAGACUCGAGGAAGAUUGACUACAUAUUCAAGUCGGCAUUUGAGGGCAAGGUGGAAGUGGGCUGGAACUAUUCCCGCAUCAGCUACAUCCGAGGGAUGUGGGCCAACCAUUACAAGAUGCUGGAGCAGACCUGGGGCAGACGGCUACCCCUGUCGGCCAUCAAGGUGACUGGUGUGCCCGAGCCAAACGAGGAGGGCAAAGACGGCGAGGCAGGGACGUCGCAGACCAAGAUCACUGCAGAGGUUCACGUUCCCUUGAGCAAGUAUGAGUACCGGGCCCUGGAACCGCCUGUGAUCGAAACGCCGCAGCUCAGGGACAUGGGCGAGGCAACGCCGCCUUUGGAGUGGAUCGGGCUUCACAGAGACCGCUUACCGAACCUGACUCACCAGAUCGUGAUCGUCUCACUGUUGGAGCUCGCCGGCGAAGUCGAGGACGCCUAUUCUAAGAUUUUGGGCUCUUCUUGA